Messenger RNA from Symbiodinium natans, 1689 nucleotides. The record is from the annotation of a GenBank genome assembly. Lineage: Eukaryota; Dinophyceae; Suessiales; Symbiodiniaceae.
AUGUUCGCGAAGGCUUCGGUCGGCGUCACGUGCUGGCUGGCCCUCGCCGCCGGCGUGGCGGCUGCCCCCGGCAGCUUCCGCGGCGCCCCAGGCCGCGAUCGCGCGGUGGCCCUGGAGGAGAUCCAGGCGAGCUUGCAGGAGGCCCUGGAGGCCGUGCUGAGCUCGGAAGGCGCCGCCAAGCGCAGUGCCCACAUCGAGGCACGCGUCUGGCAGACCUUCCAGUCCUUGCCCAAGAACGACGUGGGCCGCCUGGCGCCCAAGGCCGUUCGGUACCUGGUGCACAGCUACUUCAUGAAGGAGCACGGCUGGCUCAUCCAGGGCCUGGACCCCCACGCCAACCAGGCGGAGGUCUCUGAGGUCCACGAGGUGAGCAUCCUCCAGGAUAAGGCGCCCUUGCUGGUGGAGUCCUUGCUGGAGGCGCGGCGCUCCAACCACGGCCUCUCCCUCAGCGACGUGGUGGCCAUGGUCGGCGCCCUGGAGCGGCUCAUCUUCGACGAGUCCCUGGCGCUCCUCCAGGCCUCCUACGCCUUCAACGGCCUCAGCGCCGCCGAGCCCAUCCCGCAGCGCAGCGCCCACGAGGUGCUCACCUCCUACCUGCUCCUCUUCCAGCUGGGCAGCAAGGCGAACCUCACGGAUGUCCGACUGCACCAGGCUUUGAAGAGCAGGCUGUCGCAAAGAGAGGACUGGCCCGAGCUUGUGGACUUCGAGAGCGACACCGUCCUUAACUUUGAGUACGCACGGGCCCACACCUCGAACCCUUUCCUCGAGCCUCAGUAUUCCUUCCAGGAUCUGUCGGAGAUGGUCGGCGAGAUGGCCCAUGGCUACGGCAAGUGGCAGAACCGGGAGUGCCAGGAAAUGAAGGCCGAGCUGAUCGAGGCGGACGCGGAUGGGGAUGGCCGCGUCCCUCUGAGCCGCUUCUAUCUUCAGGCCGACAAUGCCAAGUACCAGUUCAGCGAGUCGGUGCAGUACCUGCAGGAGAUCGGGGCCCUGGACGAGAGCGGCCGUGAGAAGAAGGUGCGGAUCGCCAACUACUUGCAGGGCCCCUCCAACUGCAUCGCCUCGUCCUCCUACUACUCCAUCUGCUGCCUCAGCGAGUGCGAGGGCCUCUUGAACGAGCUGGAAGCCAAGGUGCAGGCUCCGACGGCGGAGCCCGCGCAGCUCUUGGACCUGGUGGGGCACAUCUCCUCCGCCACCGUGGACGCGCCCCGCGAGCUCCCGAGCGGCUUGGUGCGCCGGCUGCAGGACAUCGCGGACCACAACGAGGGGCAGGUGCCUCUUCACGGCCGGCUCUUCGCCGAGUGGCUGCACUACGCCUUCCCACACGAGUGCCCCUACCCCAAGGUCUUCCAGGAGGCCAAGGCCUUGACGCCCCAGUUCUGGGCUCUGAAGAAGAUGUCCGUGGAUGCGGAGGAGCGGCUGGAGAUUGCCUCCACCGCCACGCUGCAGCCCGAGAACGCCACGCAGGCCACGCCGGGGGGCGAGGCCGAGAUCGCGUGGAGCAGCGAGGAGCUCCUGCACGCCCACGAGGCACCCGCGCGGAAGCGGGGCAGCGCGCGCGUGGCGCUGCGCUGCGUCAUGCAGCUGGCGCUGCUCCUCGGCGUGCUCCGCGCGGCUGCCGGCAGCUGGCAGACGCUCCGCAGCAUGGCCGGAUUCGGGGACAAGGCGGCCAAGGCGGCGCUGCCCUUCUGA